AUGAAUAGACGAAACGACACAAACAAAUCUACAACUGCAACUCCACUUAAAACUACUGCCUCUUCUACAGAAACGACACAAAAAACUGAGUCAACAAACUCACCUACAACUGAACCUCCACUUCCAACUACUGCCUCUUUUACAGAAACGACACGAAUAACUGAACUUACAACUGUGGUUACGACAAACUCACCUACAACUGAACCUGCACUUCCAACUACUGCCUCUUCUACGGAAACGGCACAAACAACUGAACCUACAAAUGUGGUUACAACAGCCUCACCUACAACUGCAACUCCACUUCCAACUACUGCCUCUUCUACGGAAACGACACAAGCAACUGAAUCAACAACUGUGGUUACGACAACCGCACCUACAACUGAAUCUCCACUUCCAACUACUGCCUCUUCUACGGAAACGACACAAGCAACUGAAUCAACAACUGUGGUUACGACAACCGCACCUACAACUGAAUCUCCACUUCCAACUACUGCCUCUUCUACGGAAACGACACAAGCAACUGAAUCAACAACUGUGGUUACGACAACCGCACCUACAACUGAAUCUCCACUUCCAACUACUGCCUCUUCUACGGAAACGACACAAGCAACUGAAUCAACAACUGUGGUUACGACAACCGCACCUACAACUGAAUCUCCACUUCCAACUACUGCCUCUUCUACGGAAACGACACAAGCAACUGAAUCAACAACUGUGGUUACGACAACCGCACCUACAACUGAAUCUCCACUUCCAACUACUGCCUCUUCUACGGAAACGACACAAGCAACUGAAUCAACAACUGUGGUUACGACAACCGCACCUACAACUGAAUCUCCACUUCCAACUACUGCCUCUUCUACAGAAACGACACAAACAACUGAAUCAACAAACUCACCUACAACUGAAACUCCACUUCCAACUACUGCCUCUUCUACAGAAACGACACGAAUAACUGAACUUACAACUGUGGUUACGACAAACUCACCUACAACUGAACCUCCACUUCCAACUACUGCCUCUUCUACAGAAACGACACAAAUAACUGAACCUACAACUGUGGUUACGACAACCGCACCUACAACUGAACCUCCACUUCCAACUACUGGCUCUUCUACAGAAACGACACAAACAACUGAACCUACGACUGUGGUUACGACAAACUCACCAACAACUGACACUCCACUUCCAACUACUGCCUCUUCUACGGAAACGACACAAGCAACUGAAUCAACAACUGUGAAACGACACAAAUAA
Molecule: messenger RNA, 1257 nt
Organism: Sinocyclocheilus rhinocerous
Lineage: Eukaryota; Metazoa; Chordata; Actinopteri; Cypriniformes; Cyprinidae
Product: salivary glue protein Sgs-3-like
Exons: 4
Coding region: 1-1257 (418 amino acids)
Source: RefSeq, a predicted model, not a curated record